Molecule: messenger RNA, 11374 nt
Organism: Ictidomys tridecemlineatus (thirteen-lined ground squirrel)
Lineage: Eukaryota; Metazoa; Chordata; Mammalia; Rodentia; Sciuridae
Gene: Pdk3
Product: pyruvate dehydrogenase kinase 3
Biological process (GO): protein phosphorylation; regulation of glucose metabolic process
Cellular component (GO): mitochondrion
Molecular function (GO): pyruvate dehydrogenase (acetyl-transferring) kinase activity
Source: RefSeq, a predicted model, not a curated record
UCCGCCCAGGAGGGCGGGACCUCGAGAAGCCGCGGGCGCCCGUCUGCGGCCCGUGAGCUGCUGUUGCUGCUGCUGCGGCGGCUGCAACCCGCGGUUCCGAGGCUGAGAGGCCGAGGUGUGCCCCUGGCGAACCUGCUGGAUCUGCGCGGCUCAGCUGUACCGGUCCUUGCGGCGGUUAGGAAGUCCCAGCUGGUCUGUGCGCUGCUCUGGUGAGGAUGCGGCUGUUCCAGUGGCUGUUGAAACAGCCGGUGCCGAAGCAGAUCGAGCGCUACUCGCGCUUCUCGCCAUCGCCGCUCUCCAUCAAACAGUUCCUGGACUUUGGGAGAGAUAAUGCAUGUGAGAAAACUUCAUACAUGUUUCUACGAAAGGAACUUCCUGUGCGACUGGCUAACACUAUGAGAGAAGUUAAUCUUCUGCCAGAUAACUUACUGAACCGCCCUUCAGUGGGAUUGGUUCAGAGUUGGUACAUGCAGAGUUUUCUUGAACUUUUAGAAUAUGAAAAUAAGAGCCCUGAAGACCCACAAGUUUUAGAUAACUUUCUACAAGUUCUGAUUAAAGUCAGAAAUAGGCACAAUGAUGUGGUUCCUACAAUGGCUCAAGGAGUGAUUGAAUAUAAGGAGAAGUUUGGGUUUGACCCCUUCAUUAGCAGUAACAUCCAAUAUUUUCUGGAUCGAUUUUAUACCAACCGCAUAUCUUUCCGCAUGCUUAUUAACCAGCACACACUUCUAUUUGGUGGUGACACUAAUCCUGCUCAUCCUAAACAUAUAGGAAGUAUUGAUCCCACCUGUAAUGUGGCUGAUGUGGUGAAAGAUGCAUAUGAAACAGCCAAGAUGCUGUGUGAACAGUAUUACCUGGUAGCUCCAGAGCUGGAAGUUGAAGAAUUCAAUGCCAAAGCACCAGACAAGCCUAUUCAGGUAGUUUAUGUGCCCUCACAUCUGUUUCACAUGCUAUUUGAGUUGUUCAAGAACUCAAUGAGAGCAACAGUUGAACUAUACGAAGAUAGAAAAGAAGGCUACCCAGCUGUUAAAACUCUUGUUACUUUGGGUAAAGAAGACUUGUCCAUUAAGAUAAGUGACCAAGGUGGUGGAGUCCCGCUUAGAAAAAUAGAUCGUCUUUUUAACUACAUGUAUUCAACUGCUCCUAGACCUAGCCUGGAGCCUACAAGAGCUGCCCCUUUGGCUGGAUUUGGUUAUGGUUUGCCAAUUUCUCGCCUGUAUGCUAGAUAUUUUCAGGGAGAUCUAAAACUGUAUUCCAUGGAAGGAGUGGGUACUGAUGCUGUCAUUUAUUUGAAGGCUCUUUCAAGUGAAUCAUUUGAGAGGCUGCCAGUUUUUAAUAAGUCUGCAUGGCGCCAUUACAAGACCAUGCCUGAAGCUGAUGACUGGAGCAAUCCCAGCAGUGAACCCAGAGAUGCAUCAAAAUACAAGGCUAAACAGGACAAGAUCAAGACUAAUAGAACUUUCUAGAGACUGAAUGCUCUGAUCCUCUCUGUGAAGAAAGAUUGUCUUCUCCAAGUCAACCAGAGAAAUUUCUUUCACCAACUCUGAGUGUGGCACCAUAGUUAUUCCCAGUGCUUGAAUGUGUGUUUUCUCCACACCAGCUGGACCUUUUCAUGGAGCCCUUCCUAUAGUUACUUCAACCAGAUCUUCCACUAAAGUAGUAACUUGAGUAAUUUUUCAUGGUAUCUUGCUGUGAUGUGCUUGGUACCUGCCACAAAAGAGCACAGAGCCUCAUUAGAGCCCUCAUGUCCUCAUAUUCUCUAUCUCAAUAUGGUAGAGUCUGAUGUCUAAAGUCUUUGCAGAAUUUUGAGCUCCUUCCCCAUUCCAGACAUAGCAGAUCCUAUUAUUGUUCUUUGUGACCCCAUUUUGUCCCAAACCUCCUGCUUUGGCCUAGGGAAUCUGGAAGUGGAAGAUAUCAGCUGAGAGCACAUUUUGAUAAUUCAGUCCCAGGUCCUUUCCUCUCUCAUAUGCAUCCCUCCUUUCUCUGAUUUAGACUUUGCCUUUUCUAUCUAAUUGUAUUCUCAUUAUGCAGUAUGAUAUUUUUCAUGUUAUUUGAUACAUUGAUUUUAUUUUAAAAUUCAUUUGUAUACUACCAUUCCAUUGAUUAAAGCAUUCCAAAAGUUGUGUUGGAAUUUUUCACUUAACAGCUUGGUUUCAAAGAUCUUAAGUGAAAAAACCGCCUUCUGGCCAAUAUCAAGCUUCUAAUGAGUGGAAAGUGGAAUUUUGUGCUCUGUGAAAGUAUUGCCAAUUUGAUACUGUACCUUUAUCAUAUUCCUUUGUUGUCUUCUAAGGAAUUGGAAGUUUGUGUAUAAUGCACUUAUCCAUAGGGAAAAGUUCUUUCUAGUUUAUUUUUUUAAAUCCUAUAGAUCUUCAUAAUUUUCAUUGUCACUAAUUUUAAUUUUAGAAUUAUAAGCUCAAUCUGAUUUUCAAAAUCAUUAUUUUUUGCUAGAAGUUGGAAGUGGAAAUUAGUAGAGGACUUGGGAUAAGGAAAGAGGAAUGGGGUUAUAUUUAACCUUAGUAAUAGAAGUUAUCUGAGAGUUCAGAUUAAAACCAGCAUUUUACACAAAUCUAUAAGAUGUUUCUCUUCACUAUAAUUUUUUAUAUAGAUAUCAUGUCUGAUUUCUGCCCUCUUUUAUUGUCUAUAUAAAUGUUUCGGUCCAAUUUUUAAGUAUCAAAUCCACUGAUUUAGAAGUUUUAACUUUGAAGUAUUCCUCCUCCUCUAGUCAUAUGAGGAGUUGUCCCCACUGCCACCACAGUGGGGGAUUUUUCCCUGAGUAGAGUUGUGCUCUUGCCAGCUCCAUGUGGCUCGAUUGCAUCUCUGCCUCUCUUAGUUCCAGUGAAUCUGAUUUGCAUUUAUUUUAUUAUACUGUCUGAGUUCAUGGCACUUCCUUCAUCUUUAGAAAUAUCUCUUCUCUUCCAUGCUUAGAAGGAUCUCAUUAGAGAAGUCAUAUAUAAUCAUUCAGGUAAAAGAAAUACCAGUGAUCUUGGCCAGAGAUCUGGGUCAGUGUCUUGGGAGUGGGGCUAUUCCAUGCAAUUAUUUUCUUGUCCUUUUAAAAAAAACAUAGCUUCCUUAUAGAUAUUAAAUAGUAUAUCAGUACCUUACUAGGCCUUAAUUUCCAACCAUUUUUCUUUACACUUUCAAGUAUGUUAUCCUGUAGUAGAAAGGAGGCAACAGAUUUGGGUUGUGUUACUCCCUUGUUCAGGCAGAGUUUUUAUUGCUUGAGGAAUGUCCAUUGAUUGCUAUGUCUUUAUGACAACCACCACGUAAGAGAUGGAUAUGGAAAAUAUCAUAUAGAAAAAAAUGUAUUACAUUCCUUACACAUCUUUUUCAAAAGUAAAAAAUUUAUUUUGACGUUUUUAAGGAUUUAAUGAUUAGUUUUUUACUAAAUAUACUUUGGGGAUUACUCAUAUCCAUCUGAUGCCUGUAAAAUCUGGGCUUCUCCUAUCUUCAUUUUCUUCAUUAAUAACUUAAAUUUAUACCUUAACAACCACAAGAACUGUUUAAGGAAUAUCUUAUAUACUUACAGUUUGUCAGCCCCUUUACCAAAGUAUUUAUUUAUUCUUUUGUUAGUAUAAGCAGAUGGUCAGAUUUCUACAUAUAGGUUGUAAUAUAAAUAGACAUUGACCCCUUGUCCGCUGAAUUCUUCCCCAUUCCUCUGAAAUGCCUUCUCAUUUAUUCUAUUUUAAGUAUUUGGGGACCAUGUCUACUAUUUGAAAUGGUUCCUGGCCAUAGUAGGUACUUAAUAAACAUUCAUUGAAUCAAACAAUGAAACUGACAGCCAUUUACCUUUGUUGGUGGGGCAAUAUUUUUCUAAGUUCUUAAAUUAUCCUUGUCUCCACAUUAAUAACAAUUCAGGUCAGGAGAUGUGGAAGUACUGAAUUUCCUUUCUAUAGUGCUAAGAAGUGAUUUAAAAUAUAGAGGAAUGGCAGUAAGUCAAGGUGGAUCCACAGGAGUCAUCUGAUUCUUUCUUUGUCUCUGAAUAUAUAAUUUUGGCUCUAUAAUACAGGGGUUCUUUUCCUCCAAACAGUGACAUGGUUUUACAGCCUUGAUUCCAAAGAACUUUCACAUUCAGCAGCUGGUUUGAUCUUUACGAUGCCAUGCGGUGGACCACACAGGACUAUCUCUACUUUUCAUAUGAAUCCCAAAGUAGUUAAAUGGUUUGCCAAUGUGGCUUGGUAACUGAAUAGAAGAACCUAAGUGAGUAGUUGGGUCUUCUUGUUCCUGGAUUAGUGCUCUGAACAAUAUAUCAGGUAAUUAGCAUUAUCCCUUUUGAGGAAUUUCUUGGCUAUAUUAAUCCUCAAGGGUAAGCUCUAAACCAAAAAUUUUCUAUAAUACAAGGUAAUUCCACUCAGGAGAGGCUUUCUUUUGUGUGUGUUUUCAUUUUGGCAUAGUUAGUUAAAGGAGAUAAUCAAAUGGACUUGGCAGCUUUUACCUAGAAAGACAGGCAACCUAAAGUGUAUAGCUAUAGGUAAUUACUAGAGUUAUUUGAACUUAAUUCUAUUUUUGAAUGAAAUCAGUGCUCACUGCCAGCCCUUUUAUAAAAAGACUCCACAUUUGAGAGGUGAUGCUUUUAUCUUUUGGUAUGCCUGGAUUAUAGCUUCAGUUAGAUUCUCUCACAUAUUUAUAAAUAAAUAUGUUGCUAUAACUUAUAAACAAUAACUUGGAUAGCUAUCAGAUUUUGUGGAUCACAUCCUUUCCCCCUGAUAUUUUUGGGAUCAUUACUUGUUGUCUCUAGCUGAUGGUGCUAAGGGGUCCUAAGUCCAGAUAGAUUUUUCUUCCCCUUUUGUAGAUGGUCUGCUUGCUUGCCCUGGAAACAUGUGAUUCUUUGUUUAGUCCUUAAAAUUCAGUAGGUUCAUUUGAAUAUACCUCAGAAUUGAUAGUUGUCCUUUGGCUUUUUCUGGUACAUAGUGAGCAUUAUAUAUUGACAUUUCAGGCCUUACUGCAUUUUGUAUUGGUUUAUUCUAUUCUCUUUGAGAAUUUGUUGUUCUCUUGGCUCUCUAUUAUCUGUCCUUCAUAUUUAUCUUUCUUUCAGUGGGUUUUACCUCCUGGUCUUCCUUCAUACUGUGAUUUUGUUUUUCAGAAGCCUUAUUCUCCAUUUCACUGACUCAGCUUUCUCUCCUGUUGAUUUUGGGCCUUGUUAUUUAUAAUGUGGCUUUCAUUUCUGUUAAGUUUAAUUUUUUUAUGUUUCUUCCCCUGGGUCAUAAUAUUGUCCUCUUUUAUUUCUUAUUUCAUUUCUUGGAUGAACCAUUUUGUCUAUAUUUAUCAUGGUUUCUGAAAUCAUUCUUUAGAGUGUAUUUAUGUGCCUUUUGCUUUAUCUGUUAGACACUCUCCUGGAGUCUGUGGUAUGGGGUUGUGGCCUUUAUUAGUUUCAUUAUAGACAGCUUUUUGCUCAAUUUUUGGAUGUGUGUGUUGGAGAGCAGGAGCACUUAUAUAAACAUGCAUUUAUUCUGCCAUCCUUCCCAGUGGUCCAGGUGCUUAAACAUUGACUUUGAAGAUAAUGUCCUUCAUAAUCUAUAUGUUAGUAAACAGAAGGAACCAAUAUUGCCAGCAGGAAAGCACUUAACAACUUUAAUCAAUACAAGAUUUUUGUUUACUGUUCUGUGUGGAAAGAUAACUUUUAACUCAGGUUCCUGUUCCAACAAUUAGAGAUAUCAGUACCUUCUGGCUUGAAAAGAGGGGACAUGUGACAUUUUAAUGAACUUAAGUUAUUGGCCAUUGACAAUGAUUAAUUAGUUAAUUAAAUAUGACAGUAUGUUUCAAACUAGCAUGUAAUCAGAGUUGUCAAGAGAAGUAUAAUCUGUUUUUAUUAAUAGGUUGUAGUCAACCCGUCUCACUGCGACAGUUAACCCUUCUAAGAGCUUUGUUUUGACACAGGUUUGUUUUUUUUUUUUUUACCUGUCUUUUAAAUCAACCUAUUUUUUAAAAUGUGGUUCAUUAAGAAAUAAAAGGGUGUUAUGUUUUCAUCAGGAUUUUUUUGUUAUUUAUGAUUAUACAUUCAAAUUGUUUGUAGAUCUGAGGCCUAUCCUGGAAGCACAUAGUUUAAUGUUUCCGAAGUACAUCUGUAGGUAGAUCAUGGGGUAAAGUUUUAUUUGGCCUCUCAGAGAAUUGAAGCCUCCUUGCCUUAGUGACCAGCACACUUCACUAGAAAAUCAGCAGCAAACUUUUGUCACCUUCAGAGCUCUCACGUAAUGAUCAGGGAGUACAAAUGACAGCCUUGCUCUAUACACCAAACUCCACUCAAGGCAAGGCAUUCUUAAGACCAGAGCCUAUGCCCUAGUCUGCGCUAUUGUAAAAUGGAGAAUUGAACAUGGUACCCUCCGGUAAAGGAGACUAAUAAAGUGAAGGUGGCAGACAGAGGAGUCAUGGGAAGAAAACGUGUUCAAUGUUCAUUUAAACAGUUUAGAAACCAUGUUAAGUAUGGGUACAUGGCAGUGAUCAAACAGAAAUCCUCACUCUGUGACACAUGUUCUUGCCGAGAAGACAGUCAAAAACAAAAUAAGGUGAUUUUAUGGUUCAAUUGGGAGAUGAAUGCUAUGGAAAAAAAUGAAAUGAGGGACAGAACCAAACCUUCUCAGGGAUGCUUUCAUCAUAGGCAGGUGUGUUCCUCAGAGGAGGAAGUGUUGGUGAUUCCUGGUUUCUCUGCUUUGUAUCUGUUGAUCUCCAUUUGGAGAGUUCAUCUUCUAUGCCAGGUUCUGUGCUCAGCUCUGUGGAGGACCCUGUUGAGGCCCUGCAUUGCAGCUUUAGGUAGACAAAGGGAACUCACCUGUUUCAGUCAUGGUUUUUCUGACUUACAAGGAGCAGCGGUCAGGUGAAAAGAGCCAGUUUUUAUAAUCAAAUUUCACCAAAUGAUGUGAGCUGCUGUGUCCAAAAACACAAUUGCCACAGGUUCCAGAUAUGUUUUUAGAACUUCUGAAAUCAUUCAGUAAUUGUUUAAAACAUCUGGAUGCUGAUGCUGCACCUAAAAUAGCUGCUUGUUGAGAAACACCCUAUUUAAUACUUCCAAACUCAUUUUAGAAGAAGAUUAAAGAAGUAUCCUAGAGGCUUCUCUCUGAAGUCCCCAGGAUAGCAUCAGCUGUUUGCCUCCCAAAAUAAGACAAUAAAAAGACACAGAGCUCUUGAGAAACAUAUUUUCACCUCUCUGUCUCUAAAACAGGGACAUGUAUUCCUUCUGAUCUCUGCGAUAGGCUUAUGGUGGCUAGGACGCAGGUUGUCACUUGGUGUGUGCCACAUGUGGCCCACCACUUUCCAUCAGAGCCAUGGUGGGGAUUUUUAGUUCCUCACACUUGUCUGUCUUGUCGCCUUUAGGAUAGAGCUGAGUGACCCAGCAAUAAAUAGAAGGUUUAGCUGACUGGAGGAAAUGCGAUACACUUAUUUAUUCCCAUAGGCAGAGCCAAUUGGUCACCCUUUAAAUUGUCUUAUUUGCAUAUGAAAAAGAACAUCAUGGGAUAUCAUUUCUGAAAGCCACCAAACAAAUGUCUGAUAAGGUUAUAUGCCUACAUUACCCCCCCAUCUCACAUUUAACAUCCUUUCAGUGUUUUAGCUAAGUCCAGAAAACAUCCUAUACAUGUGCAUUCUUUGCACAGAAAAUUCUAUCCAAAGUGGAGAAUUGACCUCAGGUCUCAAUAUCCUUUCCCUUUUUGUUGGGCGACUCCAUAAGCACAGUGCUUCCCAAUUCAAAGUGAUGAAGUCAGUUUUGAUAGAGGUUAGUCUGCAUGUCUCUUGAAAAUGAUAAGAAGUAGUUUGAUGUCUGGAGUCCUAAGGUCCCAUUUGGACUAUUGGAAAUAUUUUUUGUUUGAUUUUUUAAAAAGUUAGAUAAUUGAAAUAGUAAAUCUGUGGUAAUACUAGAUCCAGGAAGCUUCCAGUUCUGAAAGAGUAUGAACUUAACCUGAAAAAUGUUUCUCGGUUCUAUAAAUCUCUCAGUGACAUUUGGAUUAAUCAAGUAUAAUUAAAUGUAGUUAGAUUUUUGUCAGAUUGUAGUUCAAAAUAAUAUUCAUCUAUGGAGAGGGUAAUAUAUUCUGUAGAAAUUUUAUUAAGCACUUUAGUUAAGCAAACACUAAGGAGAACAAAAUCAGCCUCAGGAAGGUUAAUUACUAAAAAAACACAAAGUAUAGUAGGUUAUGUAAAUCAUUUUAAUUUUGAAUACCAUGGCUUGAGCUUUAAUUUACAUAGAGAGGUGUUUUGGAUUUGUUUUUCACAUUUAUAUUUUCCAAAAAGAACAGAAUUAAACUUGGCAUUCUUUAAAAAAGUUCUAAUCAUUCUAGGAUUCCAUUAAGUUUGCUUAACUUUUUCCUAUUAUAGUUUCCAAAAGUGAAGAAUUACAGUUGCAUUCUAACUAAUUAUCUUACGAUUCUGUUAAGUCAGUAUAAAUUGUAAGAACUGUAUUUUUAUUUCUGAGAGUUUUAAGAAAAGUAUCAAGCAAGAGAAUGUAUGUGAAAGUAUCAGCCCAUGUAUGACUUUGCAAUAAAUAUUCAUUUAAAAGAAAAAUGUUUAAAAAGGUAAAGCAUAAGAGUUUAGACUAUAAUGAUAAAAUUUUUUAUUUUAGUAAUUUCUUUAAAGGGAGGAGUAAAGAGAUUAAAUUGAUUUUAUAUGUAUAUUUUUUGUACUCAGAGAGUUGCAUUUUCACUCCACUUUCAUGUCUCAGGGAAUAGCCUUUGAUAAGAAUCUCAUGGGAAUCUCUGGAACUGUACCACAGUGUGUUCAAAUUUGAUAGUUGUCUAAAUAUCAGAGCUAAAGUUUCAAAAGUAUUGUUAUUUUAGGAACAUGAGAUUACUCAAGAAACCUGAACUUAACCUUUUUUGUUUUUUAUAAUAAAAGACAUCUACAUUUCCUUUGCCUAGGAGGUAAACAGAAGUCUUUUUAUGACACAUCUCUGAGAUUUUCUUAGAAAACCCCCGUAAUUUGCUUUUGUUUGAUAGUUUGCUUCUUGACUUUUCAGUGAGGAUUGUCUUUUCCAUUGGAACAGACUCCUUUUGGGAUAAUAAACUUACACUUAAACGAAUAUUCUAUCAAGUAAUUCUAACUUCUAUUGACCUAGAAAUGGCUUAUUAAUUUAAAUUCUCUGGAUAACUUUCUUAAGUGGGCCAAAACAGCAUAAAUGUCAAAGAUCACAUAUGUACUAAGCAAGUUUUGCCCUGCAUUUAGCAAGGUAAACAUCAAACUCUGGCAUUUAGGACUGAUUUAACUGCUCUCCAGUUCAUCUUUGCCUUCCAAAAUGAUUGAAAAUGGCAAACUUAGAAUGGAAUGCAUAUUAAUAACAAAGCUACUUAAUGUUUAAAAUAUUCUUACCUUGUUGGGCAUGGUGGCACAUGCCUUUAACCACAGCAAUUUGAGAGGGUGAGGCAGGAAGAUCAUAUGUCUGAGGCCAGCCAUGGUAGCUUAGCAAUACCCUGCCUCAAAAUAAAAAAUAGAAAGGGGCUAGAGAUAUGACUCAGUGGUAGAGCAUCCCUAGGUUCCAUUUCCAGUUACAAAAAAAAAAAAAAAACUUGAUCUUUUUGAGAGAGGGAAUGAAGAAUCUUAACAUUCAUUGCUAACUGUUUUGGCUGUUCAGAUAUGUUAGACAUUAACAAGGAAGUUACAAAAAUUAAAUGUGAUUACAAGUCAAAGGUGUUCACCAUUUUGCCAUGCUAAAUGAUAUGUCACAAAAGGAGUUUGUGAAAUCAGGAUGAAUAUAAAAUGUUGCAUUGUUAAACCAUGCCAUCCAUUUCUCAUAAACUCUACUUUCUUUUUGUCAUUGAACUUUUAUAACUGCCAGAAAGCUCAAUCUGUAUUUUAAAAGGCACAAUGUAUUUUCAGUAAGAUCUGGCUUAUGCCUUAAUCGUUAAAAAUGCUAAGGUUAAUAUCCUACCCAUUUAAUUAGAAUGUUUUAAAAUGUUUACAACUAAAGCCUAUAACUGUAGGGAUUUGAAGACUUGAGACCACCUGCCAUUGAAGAGGGACCAGGCUGACUAUUUUGGGCCUCACUUGCUGAGUCCUCUCAGGAGGCAGGAUUUUCCCAGCUGUUGUAACUAGCAUGAAAAAUAAAAUAGAAGGAACAUUACAAAGUCCUGUAUCUGUUCUUUUUUUCCUUGGAUACCUAUGCAACUCUUCUUGGGGAAGAUACCACAUGAAUUCCUUUGGUAUCUUGUGUUUCACUUUGAAAAAAUUUCUGUUAGAGCUCGUAUGUACUUUUGACAAAUUGUGCAUAUACCUACAAUUUUUUUUUAGAUUAAACAAAAUGUACCUUGACUCUUGAGUGGAUAGCCAAGGCAAGGUUUUCCUAUAAAAUAUAAAGCCUGAGUUAUUUAAAAAUUGCAGUGGACUGAGCUGGGGAUGUAACUCAGUGGUAGAGCACUUGCCUCGCUAGCAUACUUAAGGUCCUGGGUUCAGUCCCCAGCACCACAAUAAAAAAAUUGCAGUGGACUUUAUUCAGUAUUGGAAGAAUUGAGUUCUACUGCUUCUUUCAUUUCUGGUCCAUUCAUUGUUGCAAUCCUGCUUCUUUUUUCUUGUUCUGCACUAGAACUGAAUGCUGUGCUUUAAUUAGAAAUGAGUUGUGCUUGAAUCAGUUCUGGACAACAUGAUACAUUUUUAGAAGAAUGGAAAUACUGCUUUAGCAUCCUGGCUAACCCUAAUCUCUGUAGAGUUCCUUGGGUUAAAAUCAUUUGAGGUCAUAAUUGUUUAAGAUUUAUGUACACACCAUCUGCUGCUCUUAAGUUCACACACUCAGAAAAGUAUGUAAAUGCUUGAAAUUUAAAUAUUUUCCAGGUUUAGAACACAACUUGUAAAUGCCUAGUAAAUGCUCAAACUGAAUAAGAAAGCCAUCAUGGAAUAAAAUAUACCUUUAUGCACAUGUCUAAUGCUACAAAUUAAGUGAAAAGUUUCUUGCUUGGACAGUUUUUCAUCAUAACCCCUUCUAAAAUUGGUGUCCAAAAUGGGAAUUAUUGCUGAUUUGAUAAGAAAAUAAUAUUAAAAUACAUGAAAUAAAUGUUCAUUACAAUAUUUGUACCAGUAAGUUCAAAUCUGACCUGUUCACUUUGUGCCUCUGUCAGCUUAGUUACAGUGAUAAAUGUACGCACAAUAUCCUGUGUUUCCAGGCAACCUUGUGGUUUGUAGACUAAAACCCAGCCCCCCAAGUUCUGUGCUGUUCUGUGGCCUGGCUGGUACACACUGUCAUGAGUGAAGAAUGACUUUGGAUUGGGUCAUUUGUCAUUCCAUGUUCCGUGAAAAAAAGUGUUUUGGUUGUGAUUGUUGGAAAAACAACCAGAAAAGUGUAUGGCUCAGAUAAUGUUCCCUGUAAAUUGUGGAACAAUCUGUAGUGUCCAUCAUAGCCAAACUAGUCCUGGAGCACAUGGACAAUUCUGUACCCCAAUAAUCAGAACAAUAAAAUGGUAGUUGUGAUUCA